This is a messenger RNA of Aspergillus sclerotioniger CBS 115572, 1566 nucleotides long. Its product is annotated as general substrate transporter. The transcript has 4 exons. Gene Ontology annotation, molecular function: carbohydrate:proton symporter activity. Gene Ontology annotation, cellular component: membrane. Gene Ontology annotation, biological process: carbohydrate transport; transmembrane transport. NCBI's taxonomy places the organism in Eukaryota, Fungi, Ascomycota, Eurotiomycetes, Eurotiales, Aspergillaceae. The record is from RefSeq and is a predicted model, not a curated record. The coding region runs from base 1 to 1566 and encodes 521 amino acids.
AUGACAAGUGCAACAAACAUCGUGGGCGGAUCAAUUGCAGAGGCACUGCCAGUGACCGAUAAGUACUGGUCUCAGCAGCGGCAUUUGCUACGAUUGAACCUCGUCCUCCUCAUCCCCCUGCUCUCGUCCUCGACUUUUGGCUAUGAUGGGUCUUUGAUGAACGGACUGCAAUCCUUGAGACAAUGGCAAGAAUACUUCAACAAUCCCAGGGGCAGCCUCUUGGGAACCAUCAUCGCCUCUCAGUCUAUCGGAAGUGUCAUCGCGCUUCCAUUCCUAGCCCAUCUCUGCGAUCAGUAUGGUCGUAAGCCAAUCCUGUUUGCGGGACUGGUCAUCAUAUGCAUCGCCACGGGUAUACAAUGUGCAUCGGUGAACCUGCCGAUGUUCAUAGUAGCCCGCAUUCUGAUUGGAAUUGGAGGCAUGUUCAGUUCCCAGCCAAGCCCAAUGUUGAUUGCCGAGUUGGCAUAUCCUACCCAUCGUGGUAAAUAUACUUCGGCAUACUGGACCAUGUACUACCUGGGUGCGAUCCUCUCUUCAUGGUGCACAUUUGGCACCCAAGCUCUAUCCGGCAGCUUGUCAUGGCGCAUACCCUCCCUCCUACAAGCAGGGUAUCCUCUGGUGCAGCUAAUCUUCCUUUACUGGGUUCCAGAAUCCCCACGAUGGCUAGUAGCGCAAAACCGGAUCCAAGAAGCCACAGCCACUCUCCAGAAAUACCAUGCCGGCCAAGAGGAUCCAAACGCAGAACCUUCACCUCUUGUUGCAGUAGAGAUAGCCGAGAUCACCCACGCCAUCGAAAUCGAGAACAGUUCCCAAUCCACGGGCUGGUCCACCUUGGUAGCAACACCAGGCAACCGCAAACGAACCACCAUCGCAAUCUGCGUCGGCGCCUUCGCCCAAUGGAACGGCAUCGCCGUAGUCUCCUACUUCCUGACCCUCGUCCUCGACUCCAUCGGAAUCACAUCCCCCCACACCCAAACCCUCCUCAACGGCCUUCUCCAACUCUUCAACUUCGCCGCCUCCCUAACGGCCGCAUUCCUCGUCGACCGACUCGGCCGCCGCACCCUAUUCCUCUGGAGCGGAAUCGGCAUGUUCAUCUCCUACAUAAUCUGGACCGUUUGUUCGGCCCUCACCACCGAAACUGGCUCCAAGCCCGCAGGCUACAUCGUUAUCGUCUGCGUCUUCAUUGUCUUCUUCCACUACGACAUCGCCUGGACCCCGCUACUCUUCGGCUACCCGACAGAAAUCUUCCCUUACUCGCUUCGCUCCAAGGGCCUGGCCGUCGAGAUGAUGGCCGUGUACGGGUCUCUGGUUAUUUCCUCAUUCUGUAACCCGAUUGGGAUUGCGAAUCUGGGCUGGAAGUACUAUAUCGUGUUUUGUGUUUUUCUGGCGGGGAUCUUGGGCACGGUGUUUUUUUAUUUCCCCGAGACGAAGGGGCAUUCUUUGGAGGAGAUUGCGGUUAUUUUUGAUGGGGAUUCACGGCGUGGUAUGUUGGAUUUUGGUGAUGAGGGGGGUUGUUUGGUAGAUGAGGGGAAGAGGGGGGGAGGGGAGCAUGUGGAGGUUGUGGAAUGA